CUUUAUUGAAUCUCGCGGGAAUCGUGCGCUAACUAAUUCCAGCGGAAGUGAAUGCAAACUCUCUUUUCCGGCGGCCAUAGUGGAUUGAUCAGCGGGCCAUCAUGAAGUUGAAUCCCUUCGUCACAUCAUCCCGCAGCAAGAACCGCAAGAGGCACUUCAAUGCCCCUUCUCAUGUUCGCAGAAAGAUCAUGUCCUCUCCACUCUCCAAGGAGCUGAGGCAGAAAUACAAUGUCCGCUCCAUGCCUAUCCGCAAGGAUGAUGAGGUCCAGGUCGUCCGGGGACAUUACAAAGGCCAGCAGAUUGGCAAGGUUGUCCAGGUCUACAGGAAAAAAUACGUCAUCUACAUUGAGCGUGUGCAGCGUGAAAAGGCCAAUGGUACCACAGUGCACGUUGGCAUCCACCCGAGCAAGGUUGUGAUAACCAGGCUAAAACUGGACAAAGAUCGUAAGAAGAUCUUGGAACGCAAAGCCAAGUCUCGCCAAGAUGGCAAGGAGAAGGGCAAGUACAAGGAGGAGACCAUUGAAAAGAUGCAGGAGUGAAAUGAUCUACAUUUUGCAAAAGCCAAUAAAAGACUGUAAAAAUCCCAAA
Molecule: messenger RNA, 588 nt
Organism: Polyodon spathula (Mississippi paddlefish)
Lineage: Eukaryota; Metazoa; Chordata; Actinopteri; Acipenseriformes; Polyodontidae
Product: 60S ribosomal protein L26
Exons: 4
Coding region: 102-539 (145 amino acids)
Biological process (GO): cytoplasmic translation; ribosomal large subunit biogenesis
Cellular component (GO): cytosolic large ribosomal subunit; ribosome
Molecular function (GO): structural constituent of ribosome; RNA binding
Source: RefSeq, a predicted model, not a curated record